Molecule: messenger RNA, 570 nt
Organism: Trematosphaeria pertusa
Lineage: Eukaryota; Fungi; Ascomycota; Dothideomycetes; Pleosporales; Trematosphaeriaceae
Exons: 2
Coding region: 49-483 (144 amino acids)
Molecular function (GO): oxidoreductase activity
Source: RefSeq, a predicted model, not a curated record
CCGAGCCCGCCUCUUGCACGAUUUAUCCCCGCUAUCGAGCUGUCCAUCAUGGUGCCCAAGGCCUUCGAAGCCGGCUAUUCGCACACAUCGGGCUUCCGGAAGGUCGUCAAAGCCACCAUUCUCGUGAAGAAGAAAGAGGGCAUGUCAGACGAGGACUUCAUUGAGUACUACAACAACCAUCAUGCGCAAAAGGCCGUACCGAUACUGCAGCGUCACGGGAUCAUAAGCUAUAGCCUUACGUACCACUUGGGCCGCGACCGCAGACUCAUCCAGGAUAUCAUGCACAACAACGCGAAAUUGCUACAAUAUGACGCCAUUUGCACCUUUGUGUUUCCCGACUACCUGGCUUUAGCCAAGUUCCUUUACGACAAGGAGGGCGCAGCGCUAAACAGCGACCACGAGAACUUCAUGGACGACUCCCAGAUGAAAAUGAUGGUCGGAGACGAAUUCAUGUUGAUCGAGAACGGGGAGAAGGUGGGCUGAGUCCCUGGUGCAGGGUGCCGAAUGACCUCUCCCCUCGGAUGGGUAUCUUCUAUUGUAUACCUCUGCUCUCCAGCAAUUCAUAGCAUG